UCUCGCCAUUCCUUUCGUCAUCAUGUCUCCACUCACCGUCCUUGUUCUUCUUGCUGCGGUUUGCCUCACCGCCAUGCCUCUUGCCGCAUCGGCUGCAGAUCCGCCACCACCUGUUCCGCUCUUUAUCCUUGCCACCUUCUCGGGCCCGUGCUCAUCGUCGUCAUCAAAGACAUGUGUGGACAUUCCAGGAACUCUCACGUUCCAAGACCGGGCGGGCACGACGGGACAGGGGACGUUCUCGUUCAACGUCGUCUCGUCGCUCAAGCACGACGAGGAGAGUGGGCCGACGACAGCGCCAUUCGAGGGCGUGGUGAACGCGACGUUGGCUGAUGGCUCGGCCUUUGGCGUGGUCUUUACCACCAUUCCGGGCGCGGAUGGCAUCGAUGCACAGGUCCCGUUCAACGCGGUCAUGUACGCCGGCGCCGGCGCCAUCAACGUGGUGACAGGCACGUACGCAGACGACACUGGGGUGGUUACGACCAACAUGCAGGUUGUCUCCGGCCCGUCGUACACCUACGGCGCCGGCGCGCUCUCGAUCGCGCUCUGGCCAAAGGUGUGA
This is a messenger RNA of Thecamonas trahens ATCC 50062, 559 nucleotides long. RefSeq lists its product as uncharacterized. Lineage: Eukaryota; Apusomonadida; Apusomonadidae. The coding region runs from base 23 to 559 and encodes 178 amino acids. The record is from RefSeq and is a predicted model, not a curated record. The transcript has 2 exons.